This is a messenger RNA of Linum tenue, 1078 nucleotides long. The record is from the annotation of a GenBank genome assembly. NCBI's taxonomy places the organism in Eukaryota, Viridiplantae, Streptophyta, Magnoliopsida, Malpighiales, Linaceae.
GUGUCAGUUCCAUAAGCUCAGGCCGAGAUCCUAUCACAGUAAUGGGCUUUUAUCAGCAAACCCUUCAAAUCCAAGCCCAAUAGGUAAAGGCCAUACACUGAAGAUCCGACUGGUUGAUAACACGUGUCAACUAUGUAGGUCCAGUUCUAGAAGGAACUCAAUGGUUCUUCUCUGUCACCGCUGGUCGUUCCAGAAACAAGCGGAAAUUUGCCCGGGAGACGAUUAACCGAUCAAUAAAAGCAAAACAACCAAGAAAAAACCUGCUUCGCUUCCUCCAUAGCAGAACCGAAGAGGAAUUCGGAAAGGAGGAACUAUGUCGGCGGCGGCGGCGUUUUGGAAGUACUUCGAGGACGACGACGAGGAUCGGCCGGAGAAGCCUCGACGCUACGGUGUCACUGAAAUGCGAGGCCCGCAGUAUAACUUUCUCAGCCAGAACCUUCUGCAAGACAUCUUCGAAUCCACCGGGCAAUUUGUCGAUGGACUGAAGUUCUCCGGAGGCUCUCACAGCUUAAUGCCCAAGUCGUUUAUCAAGGAAGUGAUCGAUGUGGCUCAUCGGCACGAUGUGUAUGUUAGUACAGGGGAUUGGGCUGAACAUCUGCUUCGUCAAGGUCCAUCUGCUUUCAAAGAUUAUGUAGAGGAAUGUAAGAACAUGGGGUUUGAUACGAUUGAGCUGAAUGUGGAGUCACUGGGAGUUCCUGAAGACACGCUCCUGCGAUAUGUGCGUCUGAUCAAGAGCGGUGGGCUGAAAGCUAAACCCCAAUUCGCCAUCAUGUUUAACAAGUCUGAUGUCCCAUCUGGUAGGAAUAGAGCAUUUGGAGCUUAUGUGCCACCAGCACCUCGUUCAUCUGAAAUGGUUGAGGAUGUCAAUCUUCUAAUUAGAAGGGCUGAGAGAUGCUUGCAAGCUGGAGCCGAUAUGAUAAUGAUUGACGCUGAUGAUCUCUCCAAGGAUGCUGAUUCUCUAAGGGCAGAUGUAAUUGCUAAGAUCAUUGGCCGUUUGGGCAUUGAGAAGACCAUGUUCGAAGCAUCGAAUCCCAGAACUUCAGAGUGGUUUGUCAAGCGUUAUGGUCCCAAGGUAUGA